GUUUUCACUCCUCUGCGACACUGAUAAGUUCCUCCCGCAGCCUGUUACGCCUUUCCCUUUCCCUGGAUUGCCUGGUCCACCUAAAGAACUUAUCAGAGUCUCUGGUAGCUCCCUUCACCUACGUGAUUCUGCUGUCCUCUGAUCUGCCCUGCAGCCAGAGAGCAUCCCAUGACGUUCCCACUGCAUGCAUCCACACUCUGCAGUUGCCAGUUCUGGGUGCACCAAGCUCCUGUCCCCCCUCCUGGUUCCUGGGAUGAUGACACACUGAGAAGCUUCCCCUGAGCCCAAGCCCCCAUGGCAUCCCAAGACAAAGAUGUGGGGCUCUCACUGCCCUCUCCCUGGGCCUCCCAGAUGGGGCCCUGGGAGGCCAUUCUCAAGGCUGUCAGGGAGCAGCUUCCGUCUCUUGACUCGGAUUCCUCUUUGUCAGACUGCGGAGAAGAGGAGCUGUUCAUCUACCAGCGAAAUCAAACCACCCUGAUUCCAGACUUGUCGGAGGAGCUGGCUGAAGACCCUGACGGGACCUGGGUCACUCCAGCCAACAGGUCUCCUCCUGAGCCACCUGUGGUGCCUGUGGAGUUCUCAGCAGAGCCCUGGGGUGAAAGGAAUGCAGGGAUGAAGGAAGGAAGGGACCCUGGCCAGCCCUUGGAGAACAGUGGUGAGAGAAGCUCUCUUCUUAGGAUGCCUAAGGAGACACCCACAUGGCAGGAAGGCGACAUGUCUUUCAACACCAAAGGAUCCCCGAGUCCUCCCUGGGGACCGCAGGGAGAAGCCACCCUCUGUCUCCCAGAAGGAGACCCAGGGAUGGACCCAAAUGCUGCCUCCUGGGUUCGGGAGGGCUCAGACUCUGCAAACCGGAGAGCCCUCCGAAGGGAGAGAAGGAAGAUGAUUGAGAGAGACCUACUUCAUAAAGUCACCUGGAGUGACCACAGUGAAGUGAAGGAGACGCCCCGUGAAGCUGAAGCGACAGGUCCAAGACCAGGAACUCCACUACAGGGGCCCCAGGAAGGCCUGCCAGUGCUCUCCCUCCAGCAACUUGAAGAGUGGGAUUUGGAUCACAUCCUUCAGAGUCUGGCUGGACGAGAAGACGACCGGGGAGAUCGAACACCUGGAGCAGUGUGGUGGGCAGCUGAUCACCUCCAGAGCAGAGAUCAUGCUGAGCCCAGUGCCCAGGACAGGCUCAUGGAACAGCUCACCCUCCUGUGUGCCAAGCAGUCUGGAGCCUCUUCCUCUGCCUGGAAGGUGUCUGCUGACAUGCCCCAGGACAAUGAGCAGCUGGAGGCCAGGAACAGAUGUGCUUUGACCAAGCCAGGCUUCCAGGCAGAGCUGUGUCAGUGGCAGCUAAGGAGCCCGGUGGAGCCUCCCACCACCUUCAUCGACCUGAGGCCCAUGGAGCCAUCAGACCAAGGGUCAUUGGAAAGCUCCAGCUCCAGCUCCUCUGACAGUGAAGAGCCAGGGGAAGAGAAGACAGCUGCUCUGAGAGACCAGCAGGGCCCAUCGGGGCUACGGGACUGUACUGGGAAAAGUCAGCUUCUCCAGCAGCUCAGGGCUUUUCGGAAGGGGAUGGUUCAGCCCCAGUUGCCUGCCAGCAAGGGUCCUAGCGACCAGAAGGCUCAGGACCCUGAAGAUACAGCUGGAUCUGGGACUGGGAGGAAGCAACAUGUGAUACACUGAGUUCAGGAAGACCCUCGGAAGUCCCAGGGCCCUGGGGGAUCCUCUUGGGCCAGGAACAGCCAGGGAGGUCCUGGUGUCUCCUCUGGGCCAACUGGAUCUUAGGAGAUUAGUGGGAUGGUUUGACUCUGUCAACAUGCCCAGGCCCUGAUGGUCCAUCCCUCUACCCUCUCCUUUCCAUUAGCAGAUGCUUUUGCAGCACAGGGCCUCAGACUGUGGAUCUGUCACCUACCCCUCUGUUAAAAUUUGGUCAGACCAUUUUCAUGCAUUUAGAGCAAAAAGAUGCCAACACAAACUUGUAUGUACAGUUUGAUGACAAAUCAACUGCCCCAAUCCUCUGAGAGGGUCUGGGAGGAAAGCCAUGAAGACAAUGGUUUUGUUCUGAUCGUGGACCUGUGAGCCUAUUCAUCUUUGUCCAUUUCUGCAUUUUUCCCCCUUUAAUGUGCAUCUAUUAUUUCCAUCAGACAAGGUCUUUUUAAAGCCUAUAAAACUUAAGUAAAACAUAUUUAGAGAAUUUCAGGGUGAAAAGAGUCUUGAAAGAGAAUUUAGCCCAAUUUUCUGGGUCCCUGGAUAUUUUGUGUACUUAAAUUAACAUACCACAAACACACUAAAUGAACUUUUGAUUGGAAUUUGA
Molecule: messenger RNA, 2302 nt
Organism: Miniopterus natalensis
Lineage: Eukaryota; Metazoa; Chordata; Mammalia; Chiroptera; Miniopteridae
Source: RefSeq, a predicted model, not a curated record